Molecule: messenger RNA, 993 nt
Organism: Penicillium arizonense
Lineage: Eukaryota; Fungi; Ascomycota; Eurotiomycetes; Eurotiales; Aspergillaceae
Product: quinone oxidoreductase family protein
Exons: 3
Coding region: 1-993 (330 amino acids)
Biological process (GO): cellular response to oxidative stress
Cellular component (GO): cytoplasm
Molecular function (GO): quinone reductase (NADPH) activity; zinc ion binding
Source: RefSeq, a predicted model, not a curated record
AUGUCUGUCCCAGCAACAAUGAAGGCCGUAGUGGUCGAGCAGACCGGCGGCCCUGAAGUACUGCAAUUCAGAACCGCACACCCAGUGCCAAUUCCCCAGGCAGGCCAGCUACUUGUGCGCAACAACAUCUCCGGUGUGAACUACAUCGACACCUACUUCCGGACGGGUCUGUACCCCUCGCCCAAGCCUGAGGUCCUGGGCCGGGAGGGCGCUGGUGUCGUCGCCGCUGUGGGACCCGAGACCUCCGGGUUCCAGGUUGGUGAUCGUGUUGCUUGGCUGGCUAGUCAGGGCUAUGCUGAGUAUACUGCUGUCCCUGCUGCCAAGACGGUGAAGAUCCCUGAGGGGAUCAGCGAUGAGGAUGUUAUGGCCUCAUUCUUGAGUGGCUUGACUGUGCUCGCUUUUGCUAAGGAGGCAUACCCUGUCCAGAAGGGUGAUUGGGUUCUGCUUCAUGCUGCUGCUGGCGGUGCUGGUUUCUUGAUGACGCAGAUUUUGAAGACUAUGGGCGCCAAGGUCAUCGGCACUGCUGGUGGUGCGGAGAAGUGUGCUCUUGUGAAGAGCCUCGGUGCUGAUGUGGUCAUUGACUAUCGCAGUGAGGAGGGUAAGGACUGGGUGAAGUUGGUCAAGGAGGCGACUGGUGGUCGUGGCGUCGACGUCGUCUACGACUCUGUUGGCAAGGAUACCUGGGAGGGUAGCUUGGAGGCUGUCAAGCGCAAGGGUACUAUCAUUUGGUUUGGUAAUGCCAGCGGGCCUGUGCCACCACUCCCUCUUCCUAAACUCUCCCCCAAGUGUGUUAAAGUCGCCCGUCCAACUCUCUUCGGAUACAUUGAGACCCGUGAAGAGUUCGAGUACUACACCAAUGAGCUGUUCAGUCUGUUGAAGUCCGGCCAGCUGAAGACUAAGAUCCAUAAAAUUUAUCCUCUGGAGGAGAUUGCGCAGGUGCACAAGGAUCUCGAGGGACGCAAGACCAUGGGCAAGCCUCUUUUGAAGCCUUGA